UGGUUUUUUUUUAAGAAUAAUUUAUAGUAAUCAUUUCUCUAUGUGAUUAUAGUUGUAAAUAUCAUUUUUAAGUGUAAUUUUAUGUGUGCUACAAACAUUUAAAAAAAUCAAUUGUAUUUGAUGACGUACGAUUCAAGAAACCGACACAAUUCCGGCAACUCUCCAACUAUAGAGUUAAUAGCAAAAUAGAAACAUAUAAAGGUCUGAGAUCGCAAAAAUGAUAUAACGUAAAGGACUAAUAAGAGCGAAGUGUUGAUUUUCGUGUGUAAUAUUAUUCACACGAAUCUUCUAGUAAGCGUUAUGUAAACACAAUAACAUUUCCAAUAAUCUUGAGACAUUUCGAACCUUUUUUCCAGCAAAAAAAAUAGAGCACAUAUAUGUACAAACAUGAUCCAUUUGUGCUACAAUAAGCACCAAAGUGAAUGUAAAGCCUUGUAAGAGAUUCUUGUAAAAGUAAUUUUCAAUUAAUUGCAUUUGAGAAAUAGAUCUUACGUUAUUAAUAUAGAAGCGAUCAGUGAAACGAGUUAAGAGACGCAUGCGUCUUGAAUUACAUUUAUUUACUAUAUUGAUCCAAUCGUCAUUAAAGUUUCUGCGGAACUAAUUGUAAAAUUAAUGCGGAAAUCGGCGUGUUUGGAACAGAAAUAUUUGCUAUGUAAAAGACGUGAGUGCGCGCGCCAAGAAAUAUCUAUUGAGGAAGUGUUCGCGGAAGAAAAUUAACGCGGCAUGACGCAUCUUUCCCGGUAGACAGGAUGUUGGACUAACACCACCUUAGUAUGGAUGUGUUUAAUGAUUUAUCGAUUAGCUCGGAGAUUCGGUUUUUUCCUUAAAGCAACAUUCGCUUUGAGAAAAUUGCCGCACAAAGCUCGAUAGUUCCGAAAGAUCAUUGCUCGCUUCCCCCCUCGAUUCUUUUUCAACAUAGACUUAAACAAAUAGACUGAGUGCUUCCACAAGAGGCCGUAAAGACUUGAUUAGAAAGUGCCGAAGGCGAUCUAUCUUUGUCUGGCUCGGCUCUUAUUGGUGAAAUCCAACGGAAGUGGGAAACUUUUCUUUCCGUGCGACGAACAUAGUUCGCCCGCGAACAGUGGCAGAGGACUGUAGUUAUCUUCAAAACUCUUAAAAGAGAGGCGUUAUCUCUAUAUGUACGUUUGGUUCGAUUUGAACACUUUAAUCCUUAUUCUGAACUCUCUUUUAUCGGCAAAAGUACCUCGCUGAAUGUGUCUUACAAGCUUUUCGAUUGGCUUUUGAGCACAUUUAGAGAUACUCUUGUCGAUAAAAGAAAAUUCAGAAUAGAGCCCUUUUUCUUGAAACAUUUUGGAGCCGAUGUACAACAGGCGGAUUAGUCUUCAAUAAUUGUCAGAAGAUCCAUUUUGUUAUUAGAAAUCGUAUGUUUCGAAACACAUCAGAAGAAAUUAUUGAAAUUUUUCUGCUUUCGAGAUUGCGUUCUCAAAUAUCCUUUUCGAGGAAAAUUUUACUGUAAAUAUAUAGUUCACGUUACAUAUGCUAUGGAUUUUCAGUAAAAUUUUCCUCAAAACGGAUGCUUUGAAAUACAACACAAGUGUACAAGUCUAUGUUAUUUGAAAUAAAUAUUAACGCGUUCAAAAUAUGACAGUAACCGGCAACUGGCAUGAUACUAUUGUAUUUCAAUGAGUUAAAUACACAUGAGCAUAAAAUACACAUAAUUGCAUUUGAAGAAUUGGUUGUACGUUGCUAAUAGAGAGCCAAUGAAAAGGGAUAAAAUACAUUUGCGUCUCGAAUUACAUUUAUUUACCGUAGCUAUCACAAUUCAAUCGUCGGUUAAAUUUUUGUAUAACCAACGGGAGUUAUGGACAUAAAGAUUGACGCAUUUUUUUGUAAUACGUUUUUGGAAUACAUCGACAAUAAAUAGGAAAAUCUAUCAUUUAAGAAUUUUCAGAAAAAAAACAAAUUCUUCCAUUAAUCUUCAACUAUAUUCCGAAGUGCGUUGAAGAGAACGUGUUCGAACCGUUCUACAAACGAAUAUUCGAGGCAUGACCUUAAAGUAGGUAGCAGGAUGCUGAGUCCUCAGCUUACAAUGUUGGCUUUUGUGAGACUUGAACAUUUGGACAAAAUAUUUUAUGGCUUAUCAACUUCCGUAAAGGAACCGAGGAAGUUUCAAAAUAACGCAAAUCUGUUUGCAAAUCUUGAUUUUAUUGUGCUAUUAUCUUCUAGCUGAAUAAUUUUCUAUACCUCUGGAAAGGAUUUGUUAAAAAAUAUUGAUUCUCAACAAAAUUAUGGUAAUUCAAAGCUCCGACAGAUCCAGAGUGAUCCAGAGUUGUAUUGCAAAAAGUCUGACUGUGCACAGAGGAUUAACUUUUACGACAGUCCGAACAGUUUUUUUGGACGAUGAUUUUUAUAGUUCUUGAACUAGAACUUUUUCAUGUACGUCAAAAAGUAGAAUAGUAAAAAACAUGACAUUCUCGUCGCAGCUACUAUAGUGGCUUUCCAAAGACUGUAUUAAAACUGGGUUAAAAGUACGAAGUUACGAUUUUAUAAAGAUAUUUUGUUGUUGUGCAUCUCAGUUUCGGCCUAACCGCCGUUACGUUAAGACGUUUGAAUACGUUUGGACCUGAUUUUUUUGAAAUUCGUACCUCGGUACCUUGGAUGAAAGGACAACAGAAAUAAGUCCAAGUAAAAUAGUAAGAAGAAGAAGAAGAAGAAGAUUAUACAUCUCGUUCGUAUCGUGCUCUUCGCCCUUUUGAAUACAUGGUGUCGAUCGCGCGAGUGGCGCAGUCGACGAAUAAUUCAGCACUGUGCGCUGAAACCUAACCUAACAUAACGUACCGGCGGGCGAAGCAAGCAUCGUAACGCGCAUGCGCGAAUCACCAUUUCUGCUACCUGUGCGAUCUUAACCUCAAACGUCACGUGUGUGAGAUUCUUAACCUCUCGAAUCUCGCGACCGGGCUGCGAUUUUCCAGUGAGCUUGCGAAACGAACGCUGUAGAGUCGAGUGGUCGCGCUGAGAAGCUGGAGCGUGCGGCUGUACGGGCGUGUGUACGUGCGUGCGUGCGUAACAGUGAGAAUAGUAGAAAUCUAUAGCUUUUGUCUCUUAAAGUGCUGAGAGAGAAUGCGCACGGUGGAAGUACGAUGCAACCUUACAAGAAACAAGAAUAUCCAACCCAUAAAAGCCAAAAGUUGCAUAGAAGAAAUGAUGAAUCAGAUUCGGCACAGAGAAACUUACCGUGCGCUUACUAUGAAGAAGCGUUGAGAAGUUCGAGGAUGAGGAGCACGAACGAGUGGAUCUAUGAUUAUAACAUGAUGCCAUUUUCGCAACCGAGGUUACAUCCGCGUUACGCGUGGAGCAGCUCAAUGUUCUGUGCACCGCAUAUCCCGACAUAUUCAUACUACCCGGAUCACAGGUUUACCGCGACAAGUUAUGCACCUAUUUAUACAAGACCAACGCAGAGCUACGUCAACAUCAAGAGCAGCAGCCCAGUGUCGCCGAGGACGGUAGGGACGGGAGCGACGUACGUCCCGGGUGGUGCGGCCGCGUCGUCCACGGGGACGGCAGGCACGGCCGCCGUGGCGACUGCUGGUGGCAACGUCGCCGCCGUCGGUGGACCCUCGAUUGCCGUCGUCGCUAGCAGUGGCACUUCCAGUGGUAUUGUCAGUGUCUCCAACGUCAUACCGGCUGGCAGCAGCGGGGGUGGUAGCAGCGCGAACAACAGCGGUGCGAACAACAACAGCGCGAACAACAACAAUAGCGGCGGCGGCGGCGGCGGUGGCAGUGGCGGUGGUGGCGGUGGUGGUGGUGGCAGCGGCGGCGGUGGCGGCGGCGGCAAUGGCGCUGGCGGGGGCGGCGGCAGCGGCGGCGGCGGCGGAGGAACAGCAGGAGGAGGUGGCGGCGGCGUCAGCGUCGGCGGUGGCGGCGGCGGCGGUGGCGGCGGCGGCGGCGCGAGUGCAAGCUCGAGUGCACCCGGUGGCUACGUCGCCGUGCCGAUGCCCGGGGGUUUACGCUACAUUCAUUCCUAUCCGCCAACCUCGGUGUCGACGCCGGCGGUCGCCGCUGUGGUCACUACGGCCUCCUCGCAGGCCGCCCCCGUACCGGUGCCUGUGCCGGUGCCCGCGCCCGCCUCCGCUCCCCCAUCGACCCACCAGCCACCCACCAUCAGCCAAACGCCGCCGCCGCUUACCGGCACUGCCUACGCUGCGAGAGACGCGUAUCGUGCCGGCACCACGAACGUGAACGAGAGGAUCGCCAUCAGCGUGAGCAGCAGUCCUCUGUCGCAAGUUGGCGUGGGCGUCCCAGGAGGAGUGGUAGGAGCAGGGGUGUCUGCUGAAUACGCGGUCAGCGGCGGCAUAGCCGGUAUGGGUGGUAGCGGCAGGGACAGACCUAGGAUAUCCCUACUGCCAUCAGCCGCGUCCGUCACGCCAACACCGUCGCCGACCGCGUCGGAUUAUCAGCAGCAUGUGUCUGCCGCGUCGAGAAACCCGCGGGUAGGCCUUAUGCCCGUCCAACCGGAUCAGUAUUGUAGCCGCACCGCUGCUACUAUCGUUAUGGCCGGUGAUCUGCAGGAUACGCCGCCCUUCAAAAAGAUCCGUCUGGGGCAACCGCACCAACAGGUUCAGCAGUUGCAAUCUCAGCCGCAGUCUCGGUGUCAGAGUCUAUCACCGGCUGAUCCCACUUGCGGCGCUAAGCAGGAGCAACAGCAGCAACAGCAGCAGCACGUUGUACAACUACAACAACCGCUUAGGAUAGAUACUAGGCCUGCCGUGGGUGCGUACACGCCGCAAACAGAAGCAAUUUCUCCUACGCUGCCAGAACCUAAUACACAGGAAGACGUGAACUAUAGAAGUACCAAGGAUGAUCUCUUGCAGCAAAUCGCCAAGGUAGACAGAGAGAUUGCUAAGAGGGAAUCUCAGAUAAGCAAGUUGAGGAAGAAACUGAAAGAGUUGGAAGAAGCAGCGAACAAGCCUCUGGAAGCGAGCGGUCUGAAACGUCAAGUUGAGGAACAGUCGCAGCAACCAAAGCAUCAAUCACUGGCGCAAAAGAUCUAUGCUGAAAAUAGGCGAAAAGCGGAGGAAGCUCAUAAACUCUUGGAAAGACUGGGUCCCAAAGUCGAACUACCUUUGUAUAAUCAACCAUCGGAUACGAGUGUGUACCAGGAGAAUCGUACGCGGCAUCAAACGUGUAUGAGAGCCCGACUCAUAUCGAGGCUCCGGAGAGAACAUGCCGAGCGCACGUCUUUACAUCGGCAACAGUCGCAGACGUAUGCCAUCCUCGUGCAGGAAUGGCAUCGCAAGGUGGAGCGACUGGAGGCGGCGCAGAAGAGGAAAUCGAAGGAGGCGAAGAAUCGCGAGUUCUUCGAGAAGGUAUUCCCGGAGUUGCGGAAGCAGAGGGAAGACAAGGAACGUUUCAACAGAGUCGGCGCUCGCAUCAAGAGCGAGGCCGAUCUCGAGGAGAUAAUGGACGGUCUGCAAGAACAAGAGGAAGAAACGUUGCAAGAAUUUAAAAAAUUCAUUAAAACCCGUCAGAUGGAGGAUAAGAAGAUGCGUUCCUAUGCCGUCAUACCACCUCUGUUGUUGGACGCGAAGCAAAGGAGGAUCGCGUUCCAAAAUCGGAAUGGGUUGCUCCAGCCAGAGGAAUUAGAAGCUCUACACAGCGAACGUAAACUGAUCAACGUUUGGAGUUCCGUGGAGCACGAAUUGUUCAAGGAGAAAUACCUCCAACACCCUAAGAACUUCGGAGCGAUAGCUCAAUCGUUAGAACAUAAGUCCGCUCCAGAUUGCGUACAUCAUUACUACCUCACUAAAAAGGCGGAAAAUUAUAAACAGCUUCUACGGAAGUCGCGCCAGAGGACGCGUAGCUCUCGAAAUAAUCCGAAUAACAAAGUAAAUAAUACCAGCUCUACUAUUGGACCUAUUGAUAUUUUAACGACGGGAGUAACGACGAGGUUACAGCGGGAACAGCAGCAGAAGACACAGGAGAAUCCUCAGAGUAGUUCGACAACAGCAACAUCUACGUCCACAACGAGCACUACAUCGGCUACAUCGAGCGUAUCGUCCGCAACCGUAGUGACCACGACGGCGACGACGACGACGACCUCGUUGAGCUCGAUAACGUCGGGCGUCGGCUUAACGACGGAUUCCGUAACGGCAUCAACGACAACGACAACGACAUCUGUGCUGAACACCACCGCGACGUCGAGCGCUUCGUCGACAUUAACGACAUCUGGCACGAAGGAUUCCAGGGACGUGAGCAAGGAUAUCAAGGUCGAACCGAAGGACUCUCAUCCCAUAAAGGUGGAGUUUGGUUUGAUACCGCAGAUGGAUGUGCCUCUGCCAGGAAAGGAUAUUAAAGUAAUAAUGGAAGGGAAAGGCCCGAUGUCUUCGUCAUCGUCUGCGUUGAACGCCACAAACGUUUCGACCAUUCAGUCAGACUUCAAGGAAUCCAGCAAGAAGAAACCAAGUUGCAGGGACGCAGGUAGCGGUGGUGCCAACGUGGCGACAAGUGGCAGAAUAAAAGAUAAGAAGAAGGAGAAUCACGCCACUCCUAUGGAAACCAGCGACGAGGAGGCACCGACGAUCGACGUAGUCGAGAGCGGUAGACAAAUUGGACCACACGCGUGUACGGUAUGCCAAAAUGUCGUCGAAGGAAACAACCACAGUCGCACGUUGCCGCGUAGCCAGGCGUCGCAGUACGGUCUGCGGGAGGAUCAGGUUCUACCCGGCGCGCGCGUCUGCAACACCUGCAGAUGCAAGGCCGUCCGAGGACGUUACACCGCCUGCCAGUUGCCUGGUUGCCCGAAUCUGCACAACAGUUCGAAGGCCAGGGUGAAGCGAUUGAGAGCGUUGCCGUCGAAGUGGCUCGACCUGCCGCCGGAAAUCCGGGAGCCGAUCGCCCAGGAAUUCCAAAUCCCGAAUAGUGCGACGAAAUGCUGCUCGGUCUGCUUCAGUCGAAUAUCGCGACGUUUGUUGGCGCAUCUCACCGGUGGUGCCGAAGCGUCCGACGACGUAACCGAUUUAAUGUCACGCCAAUGGGCUGAUGAAGAGUUGGAACUACUUCGUAGGGCGCUUCGUGAACACGGCACCAAUUGGCUGAAGGUCGCCGAGCAGAUACCCGGAAAGACGAAUCAUCAAUGCAAGAACUAUUACUUCGCUAACCGAAAGAAGCUGAGUCUCGAUCAGGUCGUAGCUGAGUAUUACCAAUCACUAGGGGAAGAGCGUCGACCGUGUUUAACUGACGAGGAGGAGAGUGGAAGUAGUACGAGUAGUUGCGAUGAAUUAGCCGUUCAUGACUCGAGUGAUACAGCUAGCGCGGGAAGUCCAGCGAACACCAUGACGAGUGGUGCGCCUGUGGUACCUGGUGGUUCCUCAACGUCAUCCUCGUUACCGAUGUCCUUCCAACGAUCCACAGACCAGAAGCUUGGAGAAAAACUCUCGGACAUAGCUGUGGUAUCCCUAGUCCCGUCCGUUGGAUCGUCUCAUCAGUCUUCCAGCAGUUCAGGUACUGCUACAGCAUCAAGUGGCGCCAGAGAGGAUUAUGAUAGUUCAGCCACGGAGACAGCGGACGAAGGUCAGGGAGGUGCUGACUUAGAUAAUAGCAGCGUUGUGGUAACACUAACAAAUGCCAGCAACACAACGUCGUUGCAACAACAGAGUCAGCAGCAGCAGCAACAGCAACAGCAACAACAGCAGCAGCAGCAGCAACAACACCAACAGCACCAACAACAACCACAACCACAACAAACACAAGUCCCGCCCGUAGUCCAUUCUCCACCUUCUACGACGAGCACCGCAAGCCCUAUUACUGUGAAGGAUCUUAUGGUUGGCGUCAUUGAGAUGCAAUUGAAGCGUACAGUACCAAAUAGUCCAGCCGAUAGUGGCUCGUCCGGUUCCAGUAGUUCUGUCACGCCGACGAUAACCAGUAUAUUAAAAUCAGAUCCUCAUCGUCACGAAAUAACAUUUUUGCGUGACUAUAAGCCGUCUUCAAGCAUGACGAACACCGCAAUGUCCAGUAGAGACUCGAAUUUGGCGACGCUAUCUGUUGUGUCUGGACCACAUCACAGUCAUCGUUCUGCUCCCAGCCCACAGCUCGUUCAAAUGCAAGCUACUAUUACUCCUUGUCCCCCUACUGCACCCAGCAGUCAAACCUCGUCGUCGGACAUAUUCCCUAAGGAAGGCUUGGUCGUGAUGCAAGUGCAGCAAGCACUUCGAGAGACUGAGGGUACGCUUGACCUCAGUAUAAAGAAGCCGCGGCAACAACGGGAGUACAAUCAUUCGAUGCAGCCGUUGCACAAGCCACCAACCGGUACACUGUAUCGGCCGGAGCCGCCAUCAGGCGCAUACUAUCACCCUCACGCGCCUCAUACGGAACAAGGUCGUGGCGCAAAGAGUCCUCUUGUGUAUGCGUCGUCACCACGACCGCAAGCACCGCCGAUCACCUCGAAGAUGAACAAGGUGACCGUGCCACCACCUCAUCCCAAACUAUCACCGAAACUAGGCAGCAUGGGUACACCGGGGCAUAAGGGUGGCUCCAUCACGCAUGGCACACCCGUAUCUACCGCUCGUUACGAGGGUUUAUUGCGACAAAUGACACCGCCCGCCGGCGGCAACCCGCCGACGGUGAGCGUCGCGAACUCCGGAGCUGGCGGCGGCGGCAGUGUCGUCAACGUCAGUGGCGGCGGUGCCGGCGGCGGUCAAGGUCCGAAAGAGACGGGCUCGAUUACUCAGGGUACACCGGUGCACCCGUUCGCAGUGGAGAAACGCGGUGCACCCAUGUACGACUAUCGCACCAUCCGACAUUCCCCUGUAACCGGUGGCGGCGGAGGAAGCGUGCCACCGCCGGGACAGGGUCCAGGUGGUCAGCCCGCGUCAGCUGCCGUAGUAGUGAGUCACAGCGGUCAGUAUAACUCGUACUCAGGUCGGCCGCCACCUAGCUACACCAUGGAACAGCAAUUGUCCUCACGGCAGAUUAUUAUGAACGACUACAUUACCAGCCAACAGAUGCAUGCGCGCGCGAGAGGUAGCGCAUCUGGCAGCGCUGGUGAGACUGCUACAGGCAAAAGUAACGAGCAACCACCUCCUUCGACGUUAUACUACGCUAGCACUCCGCCACCACCGCCGCCACCUCAGACGCAUACGCAAACACGGCAGGGUGUCAUACAGAGGCACAACACUCAAAAACAGUUACACUAUCAGCCACCACCAGGUUUAGAAGCCUUCUCCAGUCUGGUAGACGUGGCGGUUCAACAACCUAGUCUUCCUGUACCGCACCCACACAGUCAUCCGACGGCAGCAUCAGGCAGCGGUGGUCACGAGGGUCUCGGCAAGACCAUGGCGGAUCGACUGUUGGCCGACCAUUACGUGGACAACAACAGAGCGUUCCGCGAGCAAGAGAUGCGAAUGCAGGAGCAUCGUAUGGUGAUGCAGGAACACAGAAUGGCGGUGGCGCAUCACCAUCAGCGCGACCGCGAGAGGGAGCGCGACCUGGUGCAUCUGCGCGAGAAAGAAGAGCACCGCUUGCAUCGAGAGAAGGAACUGCAGCAGUUUGAGCAUCGUUUGGUGGUGCAGCAGCGUGAGAAAGAGAUCCAGCAGCAGGAGCACGUGCGUCUGGCGCAACAGCGGGAGAAAGAUAUGCAGCACGUUGAACACCGUUUGCCCAUGCAGCAACGGGAGAAAGAAAUACAGCAUGAACAACAUCGGCUUACCGUCCAUCAACAGCGAGAGAAGGAGCUGCGCCAUCAAAUGGUGGUGGCCGCUGCGGCGCAACGCGAGAAAGAACAUCAGGAGCAUAGGCUGAUUGUGCAGCAGCAUCGCGAAAAAGAGAUACAACAGCAGGAGCAGAGACUCACGAUUCAUCAGCAACGCGAGAAGGACAUCCAGCGCGAGCGAGACUUGGCGCACCUCCAACAGAUGCAGCAGCAACAGCAGAUGCAGCAACAACAUCAGAUCCAGCAGCAUAUGCAGCAGCAGCGCAUAGAAGCGGAAAGAAGGCACAUAGUGCAACAAUUGUACAGAGAGCAGCACCAACAGCUUGACAGAGACGCGUCGCGACUAGUGAACAGUGGAUUCUCGCAGUCGCCGCGACUGACGCAGCAGCUGUCACAGCAGUCACAGCAGUCGCAACAGCAGCAGCAACAAUCGUCCAGGCAGAGUCAGUCGUCCAGCCAACAGCAGAACGACUCGUCAUCGACUCUAACCGCCGCUAGUCUAAUAGAUGCCAUCAUAACUCAUCAAAUCAAUCAGAGCGUUGAGAGUUCUGGCGGAAGUGGAUCCUCUGCUAAUCAGCCUACGCGGGCUGGUGAUCGACUUUUUCAGGGAUUUCAUCGUGAAGCCACGCAAGAAUCUAAUGGUAUCGCACAUAGUCCAGCUGGCGACGGGGGCAGUGCUGGUAGCGGUGCGAGUGGAAAUGGAAGUGGAAACAAUAAAGCGAUCACUCUCGGCGAGCAUGUCGAGCAUAUUGUGUCUAAAGAUUUUUGCCCACCACAUUCAUCUUACAGACCUUAUCCUGGAUAUCAAAUUCCUGAGGAUCAGUGGAAAAGACGAAAAAUGAAUGAGCCGGACUCGGUGAAAGCUGGGGAUGAACGUCAGAUAAUACGCGUCGCUCAACAACAGCAGCAGCAGACGCAGCAGCAGCAACAUCAAUCUGCAUCCUCCUCAGUGGGGAAACAGCAGUUCCAGCAUUCCGUCGAGCCGGUCUCGCCCCCAGAGGCGACCAGCAAUCACUACGGGCGUCGUUUCUACGAAUCGACCACUGCCACAUCCACUUCUGGUACACCCUCCAACAAGCCUCAUCUGUCGCCGUUAGACUACGUAAAGAACAAGAUCGUGGAAGUGAUGCGAACUGAGGAUGAUAAGGCUGGUGGCAGCGGGACCGCGGUUUCAUCCGAUAGGAAUGGUGGCAGCGGCAACGUCGUACCAAGCGGCGGCGGCGGUGGCGGUGGUGGCGGUGGCGGCGACAAAACGGCAGAGGAGAAGGCGGCGGCAGGCGCGAACGCGGAGAGGAGCCCGUCCGUCGGCGGUGUCGGCGGCGGCAGCGAGAUGGUUGGCGACGAGCCGACGCCGAACCGGACCACUCCGCAACCACCGCCGCCGCCCGCUCCGGCGCCAACAACCAAUUUUUAUCCGUUCAGCGCGCUAGGCGUGCACACAGGCCCACCACCGGCGCCGCCACCCACCGCCACGUCGACGGUCUCUGCCUCCGUCACCAAGUCCGAGCAGAUGCAGCCCGAACCGGCGCCAUUGCUUUCAGCGCAGUAUGAGCCGCUCUCGGAUGAGGAUUGAUAGUCGCGUCAGUCACGUGGUGCUACCGCUACUUACUGUUUUUUGUAAUUAGUUUGAAAGAAAUGCUGUGACAUGUUUCCGUAGGAUAUGAGUCCUACAGGAUAUUCGAGUAUUGGACGAUACACCGACACACGCUUAUGGACACCAGAGGCCACUGCGUUCUUUAUCGGUCGCCAAAUCCUAAUCUAAUUUAAGAGACUUCUUCUUUUUUAUAUAUACGCAUAUAUAUAUUAUAUAUAUAUGUAGAUAUAUGCAUAUAUACGAGAAUUUUCGAUCUCCCGAAACGAAUGGAGGUCUCGCAGUAUGAUGUUUUAAACAAAGUCCCAACAUACGUUAUUUUAUGUAAACUUUGUAAUUUUCAUUGUAUUUUUUAAUCAAAGGAUCAUUCCCGCGGUAAGCAAAAAAGGCGAACAUUUAUGAAAAGAAUAACUCGUUUUAUCGCCUUUCGUGGUGUGUCGCCGACUUUCGGUUAAACGCUUAGAAACAAACACUUUUACCUGCUAAUUAGUUGUAUGCGAUGUAUAAUUUAUAAUGCCGAUAUGGACACUAAAGUUAUAUAUAUAUAUAUAUAUAUAUAUAUAUAUAUAUAUAUAUAUAUAUAUAUAUAAAA
Molecule: messenger RNA, 11850 nt
Organism: Odontomachus brunneus
Lineage: Eukaryota; Metazoa; Arthropoda; Insecta; Hymenoptera; Formicidae
Gene: Smr
Exons: 17
Coding region: 3102-11240 (2712 amino acids)
Biological process (GO): regulation of transcription by RNA polymerase II
Source: RefSeq, a predicted model, not a curated record